Erigeron canadensis is the source of this 1605-nucleotide messenger RNA. Its product is annotated as probable beta-1,4-xylosyltransferase IRX10L. Gene Ontology annotation, molecular function: 1,4-beta-D-xylan synthase activity; glucuronoxylan glucuronosyltransferase activity. The transcript has 4 exons. The record is from RefSeq and is a predicted model, not a curated record. Lineage: Eukaryota; Viridiplantae; Streptophyta; Magnoliopsida; Asterales; Asteraceae. Gene Ontology annotation, biological process: glucuronoxylan biosynthetic process; plant-type secondary cell wall biogenesis. Bases 91 to 1341 code for a protein of 416 amino acids.
AUAUGUGAAAUGUUCUGUCAUUAACCAAAUCAUUCCAUUUUUUUUUUAUUGCACUUCACAUUUUUCAAUUCGAGAUAUUGUAGGUUAAAGAUGAUGAACUUGAAUUUCAGUUUGCUGUUGCUUGUUUGCUUUGUGUUUAUGUUCAAUGUUGAUGCUUUUGAGCUACGUAAAGGUCAGAAAACGGAGCGAAUAUCAGGUAGUGCUGGUGAUGUAUUAGAUGAUAACCCACUUGGAAGGCUGAAAGUCUAUGUUUACGAGCUUCCUAGCAAGUACAACAAGAAAAUUCUGCAGAAAGAUCCUCGAUGUCUCAACCACAUGUUUGCUGCUGAGAUAUAUAUGCAUCAGUUCCUGUUAUCGAGUCCCAUUCGAACUUUAAAUCCAGAGGAGGCUGAUUGGUUUUAUACACCUGUUUACACCACAUGUGACUUAACGCCAAAUGGCCUCCCUUUACCAUUCAAAGCACCACGAGUGAUGAGAAGUGCAGUUCAACUUAUUUCUUCUAAUUGGCCUUAUUGGAAUCGGACAGAAGGGGCUGAUCACUUCUUCAUCGUACCACAUGAUUUUGGUGCUUGCUUUCAUUAUCAGGAAGAAAAAGCCAUUGAAAGAGGCAUUCUUUCUCUGCUCCAGCGCGCUACAUUGGUUCAAACAUUCGGCCAAAAGAAUCAUGUUUGCUUAAAGGAUGGUUCGAUCACAGUUCCUCCAUAUGCACCUGCCCAGAAGAUUCAAUCCCAUUUGAUUCCACCAAGUACUCCUCGGUCCAUCUUUGUCUACUUCAGAGGAUUGUUUUAUGAUGUGGGAAACGACCCUGAAGGGGGUUAUUAUGCAAGAGGAGCAAGAGCAGCAGUAUGGGAGAACUUCAAAAACAACCCUCUCUUCGACAUCUCAACCGACCAUCCAACAACAUACUAUGAAGAUAUGCAGCGAUCCAUAUUCUGUUUAUGCCCACUCGGGUGGGCUCCAUGGAGUCCAAGACUAGUAGAGGCAGUGGUAUUUGGUUGCAUCCCAGUUAUCAUUGCAGACGAUAUUGUCUUACCUUUUGCUGAUGCUAUCCCAUGGGAGGAAAUUGGUGUGUAUGUAGACGAAAAAGAUGUCCCUAAUCUCGACACCAUCCUCACAUCAAUUCCACCAGAAGUCAUAUUAAGAAAACAGAGAUUGCUUGCAAAUCCAUCAAUGAAGCAAGCUAUGCUGUUCCCACAUCCUGCUCAAACAGGUGAUGCUUUCCAUCAAAUCUUGAAUGGUCUUGCACGUAAAUUGCCUCAUGACAAAAGCGUAUACUUGAGGAACGGAGAGAAGGUUUUAAACUGGACUGCCGGUCCUGUCAGUGAUCUGAAACCUUGGUAGCUGCUAACAUGUUUGCAGCUGAGUUUUGUGAGCCGUAUGCUGGUAGGGAGAAUCUUACAUGGGCUGGUUAGUUUAAACUGUAAACUUUGGUCUUACUGAGAGUUGUUUGAGGUAAUGAAAGCAGAUAAAGAACAGAGUAUUCAACCACCGAAACAUGGUGCAUAUAUUGGCAUCCUUGUUGGUUAAAAUAGUGAAGAUAAUUGGUUCUGUAUAGAAGUGGCAAAUUCAGCCCAUUUAUGAAAAAUAUUAAAAAGAAUUGAGUCA